Messenger RNA from Penicillium longicatenatum, 807 nucleotides. RefSeq lists its product as uncharacterized. Bases 1 to 807 code for a protein of 268 amino acids. Lineage: Eukaryota; Fungi; Ascomycota; Eurotiomycetes; Eurotiales; Aspergillaceae. The transcript is spliced from 2 exons. The record is from RefSeq and is a predicted model, not a curated record.
AUGUCCGAACCAACAAGCGAAAAUUCGCUCACUGCAAAACGCGUGGACAUGGCGCGGGGCAGCGUCGCCGCCCUUCUAGAAGAAAUCAAAACAGCGGAAUUUACAACCGAGGCUGUCAAGGAGGUUUUGGAUUUACUGUGUUCCAUCGACAUGGCGCUGAUGAGGCUUGCAUCGUUGUUUGACCAGCCACAGUCAUGCAUAGUCAAGCUUGGAAACCAACAUUAUCUUCGCAUGGCAAUCUGGAGCACCCAAGAUGCCUGUGAAAGAUAUAAGUACAACUUCACGGAGUGGAUAAGUCCUUCCAAUAGCAACUCUCUACGGGACCAUUGGAAUAUUUUUGAAACCUUUAAAGACAUAGCAUCGCGACUCUUAUGCGAACGGCUACGACUCCUCGAAAAUACCAUAGAUCAGGCGGUACAAAUAUCUACAUCACUUACCACCUUUGCCGUCUCGGACAACACAUCCGAUGAAGAGUGGAAGUCGAUACUAGUGAAAGAGAACUCCCUACACUUGGCGAGCAUCGACGCGAACCAAAGUUAUGAUGCAAAUCAGCUUAUAGGAAGGGCUGCAGAACGUAUUGCUUGCGAAAUUCAAGGACAUGGCAUUGUACUGCAAUACCAUAAAAACUUUCUCAAAGGACUUCUGGACGAGUUUGACCAGCUACAAAGGGGACAAGCAACCGAUUUAUCGAACCAAUGUCAACUUUACCCAAAAGCUAUUGGUGAUUACCCCGAUGAUGUGGUCCAAUACAUCGGUCGGAAUGGGUUAAUUACCAGGAAUGGGAUCGUGAUAGGAAAGCGUAUUUGA